Diceros bicornis minor is the source of this 1851-nucleotide messenger RNA. It is a transcript of the gene HSF5, whose product is annotated as heat shock transcription factor 5. NCBI's taxonomy places the organism in Eukaryota, Metazoa, Chordata, Mammalia, Perissodactyla, Rhinocerotidae. Gene Ontology annotation, biological process: regulation of DNA-templated transcription. Gene Ontology annotation, molecular function: DNA-binding transcription factor activity; sequence-specific DNA binding. The record is from RefSeq and is a predicted model, not a curated record. Bases 1 to 1851 code for a protein of 616 amino acids. The transcript is spliced from 6 exons.
AUGGAGGAGGCGCUGCUCUCCACCCCCAUCAACCCCAACAACUUCCCCGCCAAGCUGUGGCGGCUGGUGAACAGCCCCCGGUACCGCUCGAUCCGCUGGGACGGCCGCGGCGAGGGGCUGCUCAUCGACCAGCCUCUCUUCGAGGCCGAGCUGCUGAGCCCGCCGGGCGCGGGGGCCGGGGCGGGGGGCGGCGGCGUCGGGGGCGCCGGGGCAGAGCCCGAGCUCUUCAAAACCACCAACUUCACCAGCUUCAUCCGCCAGCUCAACCUCUACGGCUUCCGCAAGGUGGUGCUGGGCGGGCCGGGCGCGGCGGGGCCCGGGCCUGGGCCGGGGGGCGGCGGGCCGGCGGGCGACGGGCCGCUCCACCACUUCCACAGCCCGCACUUCCGCCGCGACCAGCCGCAGCUGCUCGUGCACCUCAAGAGGCUCACCAGCGCCAACAAGGCCAAGCUGGCGGCCGGCCUGGAGGUGCCCUGCCGCCCGCCCAACCGCUUCCAGAGGCUCCUCAUCACGUCGGCCUCCGCCUCGGCCUCCACCUCGGCCUCCACCUCCCCGCUGCAGCACCAGGAGCCGCCGCCGCCCGCGGGGCCCCGGCCCGAGCCGCACGGACCAGUGGCUGUAGGACAAUUCCACCGGUCAUUCCGGCGAGAUAGUUUGUCUCCUUACUCCUACGUAUCAACUUCAUCUCACAACCACAGUACUUUCCCUCUGAAAGGUUUAGAUCGGACCCCGAUUCCUCCUAGAACAUGGCAGAACUCCCUUGGAAUGCACCCAGGACAAGUGGAAACAUCUCCCACUUUUUCAGAUAAAGGGGUUCCAUUUCCUGUACUGCAGAGGUUUCCAACUGAGGUUACCUAUACCUUGCAGCCCAGCGCCACAUCCGUACAUGUUCAGCAAGGUCCUCAAACAAUGGUCAGCUCCUCCCAAAAAUAUAGUAACUACACAUCCUCAGCGCAGUACUCCCAAGCCUACUAUCCAACAGCUGUGCUACAGUGCUGCUCUCCUUCUACCCACAUGGACGCUCUCAGUAGUUGUGUCACUCCCACUGCCUCCUCCUAUGCACACUGCAAUUACUUCCAGAAUCCUGCAAUGCAAUCCUCCUAUCCAGUUGAAUUUCUGCCUUCUAAUUGGCCUUGCAGUGCUACUGAUGAAAAUAAAAAGACAGAAGUAAACCUAGAGGCUGUUUUUCAAAUAGUAGAUGAAUUGCAUUCCUCUCCUAAAUUGGAGAUGGUAAAGGUGGAGCCUGUUGAGAAUCAGUGCCCAACAUCUCAGUCUAACAGAGGCCAACAUAUUCUAGCUAAUUCAAACAACAGCAAUCCAUCUUCCACAAGUCAGGGUAGCCAGCUGGAGCCACUUACUCCUGUAGGCUCAGAUAUUACGUCUUUUGUGGUUGGAACAGAACAAGCAAUUACCUGCUCUCUACCACAGUCACCUGAGUACAUCUAUACCAUCCACACAGCUCAGCCUCUUGAAAAUACUACAAUGCAGGAAUCUGCAGCUAUCCAACAAGCUCAUGUCAAACUGAAGGAGCAGCUAAGUCAUAAUCCAUCUCCAACUUCAGUAGUAUUUGUGCAGGAAGGGCUACCGUUCAGCACACACCAGGUGGAUGCCAGUAUAAAAUGCCAGACCAAUCCAGCUGAGAAUAUCUUGCCUUCAGAACAGAUGGGAUUCCUAAUUUCAGAAAUGGGGCCUGCUAGCAAGCCUAGUAAAGACACAGGUUUACCCACUCCAGCCAGAUACAGAGAGCUAAGAAGCAACUCACAGCAAGGAAAGUCCCCUGAUCUUCAUCUGCUGGUGGACGUGGCCUGCAAGCAGGAGCACUUUCCAAAGGAGGAAGAAUUAAAAGAGUGA